This is a messenger RNA of Phlebotomus argentipes, 1421 nucleotides long. RefSeq lists its product as uncharacterized. The record is from RefSeq and is a predicted model, not a curated record. Lineage: Eukaryota; Metazoa; Arthropoda; Insecta; Diptera; Psychodidae. The transcript is spliced from 5 exons. Bases 605 to 1246 code for a protein of 213 amino acids.
UGAGACUCGAGCGCACCGGGCACGAGAGUUCCUCACCGUUUUCGGCUUCUCUAUCAUUUUCAAAGUAGCCACGAUCGCGACCGCACGGCUUUAGCUGGCUCUUGUGUCGCCAAAGUGUUUCUUACGCUGACUGUUUUCCUCUCAAGAAGUUCCCCAAAUCGCGCCCAAAUCGGUGAUAGUGCGGCCUUCCUGGGAAUUUAUGUGCGCUCAGUGUGUUGUUCUCGCCAGCUCUGAUAUAUGCACGGACAUCUCAAUUGAAUAGAAGACAUCCAAAGUGGCUCUUUUUGUGGGACUCUGAGAAUUUACUUAACGUGGGCACAAUAUUGUAUCGAAAAAUAAAACAAGUGUGGCGUGUCACAGAGAGUGAAUGAUGUAUUGGAGUGGUGGUGUAAUUUAUUAGCAGAUUAUUAGUAAAACUAUCAGAAGUACAUCGGAAAAGCGACACGUGCGUUUGAGGGAAUAAAUGGUGUGUGAAAAGUCAUACAAUCAGUAACUUAAUAGUUGGUUGAAAAGUGCGCGCAAAAGGAGAAAAACAGCAAGAGACCCCAUAAAAUAUAAUAUUUAAUAAAUUAAGUGUGUGAGUUGUAAUUUAUAUAUUGCUAAAAUGAUCAUAACACAUCAAAUUGUUUCUAUGCUCUCGACAUUCGUGGCCUUCGCAACAUUCAUCGGAAGCACAUGCGGCAUCAGAGUGGACUGGAACACAAACAAGGGACCCAUUGUGCCGCCAACAUCAACAAAACCUCCGAUUCCGAAGCUGCCGUAUCGCGAUCCGGCGCCCGUUUGGGAGGAUCAGUCCAAUGACAUCCCCAAUCCGAACCCAUACGUAUAUGUCCUUCCGCCACCGUCUAGGCCGCGCUACAACAACAACACAGGCUUCCAGCAGAGGUCGACAGAGCGAACGCACACGACAAGAUCGCCCAACUACGGUUCCAUCGUGAGUCCAAACCAGAAUGAGAUCCCGCGUGAUGACCAGUAUGUUCGGCCCGUGGCCCAUCUGGCGGUGCAGUACGUGCCGAACGUGGGCAUGCAGUACUACGCAGUGAUCGCCUACAACCCAUACGCGAAGCAGUCGAAGAACGUCUACGACAAGCCCAAUGGGAAAUACAACGCCAAGCUGAAGAAGUACAAAGCCUACGAGGAGAAGGCGAAAUUCACACCUUAUCUCAUGUACAUUCCAGUGCCACCACCACAGCAAGUCCCUCCCUACGGCUUCGUGAGCCAGAAGGCGCAGGUGAGCAAGUCCUGAGAUUGCUGAAAAUUGACUGAUUGUUGGUUUUUGUGUGAAAUGCCGCGGAGCACAAAAGCCCAGCAAUCUGACCACUCUUUCACUUCGACUCUCCUCGCAUCGGCAGAGGAGGCGAGCAAAAAGUACAUGUAUUAUUAUUGAAAAUAUACUGUGUAAAUAAAAUUAUGAUGUAAAA